Molecule: messenger RNA, 1942 nt
Organism: Misgurnus anguillicaudatus (oriental weatherfish)
Lineage: Eukaryota; Metazoa; Chordata; Actinopteri; Cypriniformes; Cobitidae
Source: RefSeq, a predicted model, not a curated record
AUGCUGACAUGUUCUUGUCUACAGGGAACUUCAUUAGCACAGAGUGUUUUAAAACAAUUAGAGAAUAUUACGGUUCUGCCUUUAAUGAAUGUCACCAAUAUUAUGGAAAAGAUCUUCAGUGUCCCAAAGGUUUCCAACACAUCGUCAGCUGACCAGAAGAAAUUAGAAGGAAAUGCUGUAUUAAAUACUGGUGAGCAGCUUGUCUCCAAGUUGGUGACGCCAACAGACACCUAUGCCAAUGUCAGUUUCACUCUUGAAACUGUAGAGGCGAAAGUCUUCAUGGUUGGACCGAAUGCGUCCUUGUGUAAAAUUCCUCAGCUUGACACAAAAAAUGCUGCAAUGGACAUUGAUCUCAUUGGAAUUUCCAAAAACAACAAUGGAUCGGCUUCUGUAGCUUUCAUGAGCUUCAGCACAAUGCAGGACCUACUGAAACCAGACUUCUUCAACACAUCGGAAGACACAACUAAAACCAUGAUGUCCACUGUCAUCUCAGCUACUCUUCCUAAAACCCCCAACACAACCCUAACCAAGCCAGUCAACUUCACCCUCAAACACAUUGGAAAAUUUGAAUCUGAAGGAAAUCUUUCCUGUGUGUACUGGAACAUCAGUGAGUGGAUUGUAGAUGGUUGUUCUAUUGUACAGACCAACAGCAGCCACACUGUGUGUUUGUGUGUUCAUCUGUCAACAUUCGCUCUCAUCAUGCAAACCAGCAGAAGACCAACAAAGGAUGAUCCUCUGAUGGAGUUGUUGAAUUUGGUGCUUGUGAUCGUGGGUCUGGUGUUUACUAGUUUGGCUCUGUUGACUUUUGCUUUCUGUCGAUGGAAACCUGGAGUGAACAAUGUAGCUCGAAUCAACCUCUGCAUCAGUCUGCUGUCUGCUCAUCUUCUGUUCUUACUCACACAACAAUUCAUCAAUCUCAUAAAACCUCAUAAGGAGUUGUGUGCUGUGAUAUCAGGAGCUCUUCACUUCUUCUUUCUCUCCUGCUUUGUGUGGAUGUUCAUUGAAGCUGUGCUGCUCUUCAUCUGUGUGAAGAACCUAUCACAGAUCAGCUCCAAACAGAGGGCGGUGCUUAACAGUGGAUUCUUGAUUGUGAUUGGAUAUGUUAUUGCUUUUGUUAUAGUGGGUGUGUCUGUUGGACUGGUUCCUGAAGGUUAUGGCAGUAAACAAUGCUGGAUUAAUGUGGAUAAGGGCUUCAUCUGGAGUUUUCUGGGACCUGUUUGCUUCAUUCUUGCAAUAAACAUGAUUCUCUUCAUCAGUAUCAUCACCAGUCUGAACUCAGCUCUUAAAAAGCUCAAUGCUAAAGUUUCACGGACGAAACAAACCAAGAUUAUGGUUUUUAAAACUCUGGCCCAAUCUGUGAUUCUUGGUUGUCCCUGGAUUCUUGGUUUCUUCACGGAUAUGAAUAAGAUGAUGGAGAUUCUGUUUCUGAUUUUAAACUCACAGCAAGGAACCUUCAUCUUCCUCAUACACUGUGUCCUCAAUGAUGAGGUCAGACAGCAGUAUGUAAAGUGGAUGGGUGUUCUCUCUCCUGGACUCACACCCAGAACCAUCAAAAAUGCCUCACAGAAAACAUUGAGGAGCAGUCUGUCCAUAUCCAAUUAAUUAAUAGCACAUUCUAAAUUAUUAACUAUUAAAAAGGACAGUAAAAUGCCAUUGAAGCAUAAUCAAAGUUUAAAGGAACAGUAUGUAGGAUUGUGGCCAAAACUGGUAUUGCAAUCAGAAAACUUGUGGCUAAAACUGGUACUGCAAUCACACAACUGGUGGCCAAUACACAAAAUGACAACAUAAACAUCAGUUGAGGGCUGCAACUCCACUUUUUAAAUUACAAUAUCUUGACCAGACCACUGUUGAUAUAAAUUUCAUACUGUUCCUUUAAGUUUUUGCAUGCUAUUGCACAUUAUAAUCUCUUUAAAUGUUAGUAAAGCACGUUAUUUUGUUUUAA